GAGAGAGAGAGAGAGAGAAAGAGAUUCUGGAGUGCUACGCAAACCGCUCGAGAAAUAUUUUGCCAAAUAACAAAAAAAGCUUUGAAAAUGGCAACGGCUGUUCGGCGGUUUUCAAAGCAAAGCUGGAGGAAAAGCGAAUAUUCUCACUGGGCUUUGCUUGAAAAAGCGGGUGGCGGGCGCUCUCAUCACGGGGCGGAACUGCAAGCGCCGGCUGCUCUCUCGCGCCCAAGCAGACGGCGUCUUCUUGUGGCCACCGGAUACAGUAGCGCUGGCUGAGUGCGCUAACAGACGUCCGUGUCAACGCGGAUGGAUGCUAGACGGCGUCUCCUCCGCAGGUUCGUAUGGAUCUAUCGUUCUGCCAGCGAAGUAGUCAACGCCGACCGCUGUCGAGCGACUAUCCAUCGGCUGAUGCUGCGCUGCUUAGAGCUCCGCUCGAUGUUGAUCCGACGCCCGCUUUUUGCCGCGACGCAGCAGGACUCCGAUGUCAAGUGGCGUCCAGCUGGCAAAAAAACUCGCAGCUUGUCCACACUUUCUACUCGACGAAGAGCGCGUCAGAGCGUUCUCGGGCAGCGUCUGGCAAAGCAAGCAUGGUGAUCAUGCCGCUGCACUGGCGGAUAGGGAAGACGUCGGAACAUUCGGCGUCGAGAUCGGACUGGCAUAUCAUUGUUGCUCGAUCUGAGGCAAAUUUUGGUGGCGCUUUGCCAAAAGAUUGCGAGUCGUUUUUUUUUGGUGCGGAUCAGUCCGUUACCGAGUUCUUUGGUAGUCGAGCUGGCUGAAGCGAACAUGGCUACAGAUCGCGCCGUUACGUCGGCAAAGGGUGCAGGAAUGACUGCUGGGCUUGUUUCUUGACAAGCUGCUCCGUUUGACGCAGAAUAUCCCACUCCGGGUAGAUCAGUCACAUAGCGAAGCAUAGUGCCAUCACUGUCUGCAAGAAAGGACUGGUGUGGUUGAUGCUUUGUAUAUGCAGGCAGCCAUUGCUGUUGGCGUUGCGGCGGUGGGUGUUUCGGCUCGCGUUGUGGCAGCUGAGGGGAGCAACCCGUCGUAAGGAUUCCCGGGUUGCAGCCGCCAUGAAACGAUCUAGAGCGAACGCUAGAUGCACGGCACCGGUGUCCUUUUGUGAGCUGGAGCAGAUGAGUGUAUGCACGCUUUUCAUUGCAUGUGGCAUGAAGUGGAUCCUCCUUCUGAAGGAGUCCUUCACACGCAAAUCUGAUUCUCUGCCGCUCAAAGCAACUUCAACAGGAUAACGUGUUGAUGAGUAGUUAGAUUUUUUGUGGAAUCCGUUCAUAAUUGCAUA
Messenger RNA from Phytophthora nicotianae INRA-310, 1294 nucleotides. RefSeq lists its product as hypothetical. NCBI's taxonomy places the organism in Eukaryota, Oomycota, Peronosporomycetes, Peronosporales, Peronosporaceae. Bases 342 to 776 code for a protein of 144 amino acids. The transcript has a single exon. The record is from RefSeq and is a predicted model, not a curated record.